ACUGCCUAACCCGGAAGCCCACCCGAAUUUCCUCAGACGUGACAAAAAUGUCAACAAAAAUAUUUUAAUCACUAAAAUUAAAAACGUACUGCGUGUUUAGUAUGACCCAUCACUUAAUAUUCGCCUUCGCUGUGUGUCUGUGUUUUUUCGCAACCCAUGCAAUCGGUGGAAAAAUCAAGAUUGUCGAGGCUCCGAAUACAUUUGGGUUGAACAACAACAUUCUGGCUCAGGGAAGCAGACUUCAAGCUAAAGCGCUUCCAUCUCCAGUGUCCGGACCUUCACAUCUUUUUCAUUUGGCUGGAAGGUGUUUCAGUCUUACACAAUCAGUGUAUCGAUACGAGUUCUGUCCAUUUCACAACCUCACCCAACAUGAACAGUCAUUUCGAUGGAACGCUUACAAUGGGAUCCUGGGGAUCUGGCAUGAGUGGGAGAUAAGCAACAACACUUUUACAGGCAUGUGGAUGAGAGACGGAGACACUUGUGGCACCAAAAACCGUGAAGCAAAGGUGCUUCUUGCCUGCAGCAGCCAAACCAAGCUCGCUCAAGUGUCAGAGCCAAGCACUUGCAUGUACUCGCUAACUUUUGAGACACCACUAGUUUGCCACCCGCAUUCUCUUUUAGUGUACCCAACUCUGAAUGAGGAGCUGCAAAAGGAAUGGGAUGAAGCGGAGCAGGCUCGCUAUGAAGGUCUCGUCACAGAGCAAGGUUACAACAAUCUGAUAAGGGAUGUUUUUGAAGUUGCCGGCCUCCUGAGGGGUCAAAAAGUGAACCAGAAGCUGCCCGAGGUUGCAGUUCAAGAAGAAGCACACAACUCUUUACAGAAAUGUAAUGAGGACUUCCAAAAACAGCGAGAAGAGAUUACGAGACUGCGAGCCCUGCUCACUCAUCACAAUAUCGCUUGGGAUGCAAAGCCAGAAGAGACAAAAGGUGCGGAGGCGGAGAUUUUACGUGGAGAUGUCGGCCGAUGACGCGGCAUAAGAAAGUGGAUUUUUGUGCCUACCAUCCACAAAAAAAGAGAUUUCAAUUUCCGAGGAAAUGACGCUGAACUGAUCUGGGAGACUGAAAAAAAUUUAAAUGGGAGCUGUGAAAGAUAUUUCCCAACAUGUCAUGAAUUUUUUAAAUAGUAUGAAUUUGGAGAGGUUUGAAUUGAUGAAGAAAUAUUGUCCAAAAUAUGCUUGGAAUAACAAAUAUUUAAUAUUUGUAAAAUUGAUUUUUGUAAAUAAAAUUUUGAAACAAAA
Molecule: messenger RNA, 1238 nt
Organism: Syngnathus acus (greater pipefish)
Lineage: Eukaryota; Metazoa; Chordata; Actinopteri; Syngnathiformes; Syngnathidae
Gene: gnptg
Product: N-acetylglucosamine-1-phosphate transferase subunit gamma
Exons: 11
Coding region: 102-968 (288 amino acids)
Cellular component (GO): Golgi apparatus
Source: RefSeq, a predicted model, not a curated record